GGGGACUUCAACGAGCACCGUAAUUUCUUGCAGGUGAAACCUUCAGCAGAGGAGGGGAGAACUCCGUGGUGGGCAGGGUUACAGCAGAAGGGCUUGGAGGCCUUCGAUGCUGGGGAUGGUCCCUUCCUCCCCUGAAAGUUUUGGGAAUUUGACAGCUCUGAGACAGGCAGCAGGGGCAGGGCUGGAAGAGAUGACCUUUCAGGAAAACUUUUGCCUUGAAAUUACGGUGGUCUAUGGAGCAUCCCCUUUGAGGGAGGUGGGAUGGGGUCCCUCCGAGCUGCUCCCCUCCCCCCUUGUCCCCUCCCCCCCAUCUCAUAGAGGCCUGGGCAGCCAGCCCAGCGUCCUGCCCCUCACUGCACCCUUCCACUCUCUCCCUCUCUCUCCUGGAGUCUCUCUCCCACCCAGCACCAGACACUCUUCUUGCAGGCCCGGUGGUGGUUUGGAUACGGCAGCCUGGGAUCUUUUCUCUUCAAGGGGUGGGUGGGAGGAGGCUGGAGGGCAGAGGAGGUCUUGGGAGCUUGGUGCUGGGGAGGGGUCCUUGCUGGCAAAGGCCCCAGGCAGACUCUUCCUCAUCUUCUCCCCCUCCCCCCGGGUAACCUCUAACCACAUUUUCCUCCUCCAUGCCCUUCCAACCAGGCCAGGCUCUGAGACCUCCCAUUGCCCCCCUCACACACACCAACAUAUCUGCUCAGGUGUCACAGAGCUGGUGGGGGGAGGGCCCAGACUGGGAAGAGCAGAGACUCAGGCACAGGGGGGAAGAGCAGUGGCUAGGUGCGCUGGACAGAAGGUGCAAGCCAACCCCUCAGGCCCCUGGGGACAGGGAGAUGGUGGAGCCCCAGGGCUCAGGCCAGGAGCCUUCUGGUUCCCGCCUCCCUCUGUGUGCCAGACUCCCUUCCCCCUUCUAAAACAUGCUCCUGGCUGCUUGUGCCUGGAGACCCUUGGGUCAAACUGUCCUAAAGCUGUGAAGGGAGGGCUGGCUAUUCCCACUCACCCACCUAAGCCUGCUGAAGAAGGAGGCUGGAAGUGGGGGAAUGAGAAGUGGUUUCUGUCCAAGCCCCUCUAGCCACUGUGGCCAUCCCCCAAGCUGAUGCCAAGUCCCAGCCCUCCCUGUCCCCUCGGGGCCAGCUGCUUUGGUGACAGGCCAAGCAAGAGCAGAGAAUUCACUGCAAACUCUCACCCUGGCCUGUCCGUGGGUUCUGCUAGGAGGGAGGUGAGAGGGAGGCCCCAGCCAUCCUGGAUGGAGGGACGUCACCACCAUGGGAGGAGGAGGGGAGCCUGGCCACACUGACUGAAAGUCUAGACCCCCACCGGGUCAGUAAGGGGAGGCUAGGCAUAGGUGGCUCUGGGACGUGACUGGGCAAGGGUGGGCAGGCCAUUGGUGGCCAACGAGAUGCAGUUGAGGUUUUCCUCCUUUUCAGGGAAUGGGGGGGUGGGGCGGGGCCCCCCACCUUUCUGACAUCAGCGCUGCCUUGGUCCCUCCUCCCGAGCCGGGGAUGGUUGCAGUCUUCGUGUGCCCAGGGACCCUGCAGAAGGUGCUGGAGCCCACCUCGACACACGAGUCAGAGCAUCAGUCUGGCGCGUGGUGCAAGGACCCACUGCAGGCAGGUGACCGCAUCUACGUCAUGCCCUGGAUCCCCUACCGCACGGACACGCUGACCGAGUACGCCUCGUGGGAGGACUACGUGGCGGCACGCCACACCACCACCUACCGUCUGCCCAACCGCGUGGACGGCACAGGUUUCGUGGUCUACGACGGCGCCGUCUUCUACAACAAGGAACGCACGCGCAACAUCGUCAAGUAUGAUCUGCGCACGCGCAUCAAGAGCGGGGAGACGGUCAUCAACACGGCCAAUUAUCAUGAUACGUCGCCCUACCGUUGGGGGGGCAAGACCGACAUUGACCUGGCGGUGGAUGAGAACGGCCUGUGGGUCAUCUAUGCCACUGAGGGCAACAACGGGCGGCUGGUGGUGAGCCAGCUCAACCCCUACACGCUGCGCUUUGAAGGCACGUGGGAGACCGGCUACGACAAGCGCUCAGCGUCCAACGCCUUCAUGGUGUGCGGGGUCCUCUACGUGCUUCGCUCCGUGUACGUGGACGACGACAGCGAGGCGGCCGGCAACCGCGUGGACUACGCCUUCAAUACCAAUGCCAACCGUGAGGAGCCUGUCAGCCUGGCUUUCCCCAACCCCUACCAGUUUGUUUCUUCUGUAGACUAUAACCCUCGUGACAACCAGCUCUAUGUCUGGAACAACUAUUUUGUGGUGCGCUAUAGCCUGGAGUUUGGGCCACCCGACCCUAGUGCUGGCCCAGCCACUUCCCCACCCCUCAGCACGACCACCACAGCCCGGCCCACGCCCCUGACCAGCACAGCCUCGCCCGCAGCCACCACUCCGCUCCGCCGGGCGCCCCUCACCACGCACCCUGUGGGUGCCAUCAACCAGCUGGGACCUGACCUACCUCCAGCCACUGCCCCCGCCCCCAGCACCCGGCGGCCCCCAGCCCCCAAUCUGCAUGUGUCCCCUGAACUCUUCUGUGAACCUCGAGAGGUGCGGCGGGUCCAGUGGCCAGCCACCCAGCAGGGCAUGCUGGUGGAGAGGCCCUGCCCUAAGGGGACUCGAGGAAUUGCCUCCUUCCAGUGUCUACCAGCCCUGGGGCUCUGGAACCCCCGGGGCCCUGACCUCAGCAACUGCACCUCCCCCUGGGUCAACCAGGUGGCCCAGAAGAUCAAGAGCGGGGAGAAUGCAGCCAACAUUGCAAGCGAGCUGGCCCGCCACACCCGGGGCUCCAUCUAUGCGGGUGACGUGUCCUCCUCUGUGAAGCUGAUGGAGCAACUGCUGGACAUCCUGGAUGCCCAGCUGCAGGCCCUGCGGCCCAUCGAACGCGAGUCAGCUGGCAAGAACUACAACAAGAUGCAUAAGCGGGAAAGAACCUGCAAGGACUACAUCAAGGCUGUGGUGGAGACGGUGGACAACCUGUUGCGGCCAGAGGCUCUUGAGUCCUGGAAGGAUAUGAAUGCCACCGAGCAGGUGCACACGGCCACCAUGCUCCUGGACGUCCUAGAGGAGGGCGCCUUCCUGCUGGCCGACAACGUCAGGGAGCCUGCCCGCUUUCUGGCCGCCAAGCCGAAUGUGGUCCUAGAGGUCACAGUUCUGAACACCGAAGGCCAAGUGCAGGAGCUGGUGUUCCCCCAGGAGUACCCGAGCGAGAACUCGAUCCAGCUGUCCGCCAACACCAUCAAGCAGAACAGCCGCAACGGAGUGGUCAAAGUUGUCUUCAUUCUCUACAACAACCUGGGCCUCUUCCUGUCGACUGAGAACGCUACGGUGAAGCUGGCGGGCGAGGCAGGCCCAGGGGGCCCGGGGGGCGCCUCCCUGGUGGUGAACUCACAGGUCAUCGCAGCAUCCAUCAACAAGGAGUCCAGCCGAGUCUUCCUCAUGGACCCUGUCAUUUUCACUGUGGCCCACCUGGAGGCCAAGAACCACUUCAAUGCCAACUGCUCCUUCUGGAACUACUCGGAGCGUUCCAUGCUGGGCUACUGGUCAACCCAGGGCUGCCGCCUGGUGGAGUCCAACAAGACCCAUACCACCUGUGCCUGCAGCCACCUCACCAACUUUGCUGUGCUCAUGGCUCACCGUGAGAUCUACCAGGGUCGCAUCAACGAGCUGCUGCUGUCGGUCAUCACCUGGGUGGGCAUCGUCAUCUCCCUGGUCUGCCUGGCAAUCUGUAUCUCCACCUUUUGCUUCCUACGGGGACUGCAGACUGACCGAAACACCAUCCACAAGAACCUGUGCAUCAACCUCUUCCUGGCUGAGCUGCUCUUCCUGGUUGGGAUAGACAAGACUCAGUAUGAGAUUGCCUGCCCCAUCUUCGCCGGCUUGCUGCACUACUUCUUCCUGGCUGCCUUCUCCUGGCUGUGCCUAGAGGGCGUGCACCUCUAUUUGCUGCUGGUGGAGGUGUUUGAGAGCGAGUACUCCCGCACCAAAUACUACUACCUGGGCGGGUACUGCUUCCCGGCCCUGGUGGUGGGCAUCGCAGCUGCCAUCGACUACCGCAGCUACGGCACUGAGAAGGCCUGCUGGCUCCGCGUGGACAAUUACUUCAUCUGGAGCUUCAUUGGGCCCGUCUCCUUUGUUAUUGUGGUGAACCUGGUGUUCCUCAUGGUGACUCUGCACAAGAUGAUCCGGAGUUCAUCCGUGCUCAAGCCUGACUCCAGUCGCCUCGACAACAUUAAAUCCUGGGCCCUGGGAGCCAUCGCACUGCUCUUCCUGCUGGGCCUCACCUGGGCUUUUGGCCUCCUCUUCAUCAAUAAGGAGUCGGUGGUCAUGGCCUAUCUCUUCACCACCUUUAACGCCUUCCAGGGGGUCUUCAUCUUCGUCUUUCACUGCGCCUUACAGAAGAAGGUGCAUAAGGAGUACAGCAAGUGCCUGCGUCACUCCUACUGCUGCAUCCGCUCCCCGCCUGGGGGCGCUCACGGCUCACUCAAGACCUCAGCCAUGCGGAGCAACACCCGCUACUACACGGGGACGCAGAGCCGAAUCCGGAGGAUGUGGAACGACACGGUGAGGAAACAGACGGAAUCCUCUUUCAUGGCGGGCGACAUAAACAGCACCCCUACCCUGAACCGAGGUACCAUGGGGAACCAUCUGCUGACCAACCCUGUACUGCAGCCCCGUGGGGGCACCAGCCCCUACAACACCCUCAUUGCUGAGUCGGUGGGCUUCAAUCCUUCCUCGCCCCCCGUCUUCAACUCCCCAGGGAGCUACCGGGAACCCAAGCACCCCUUGGGAGGCCGGGAAGCCUGCGGCAUGGACACGCUGCCCCUCAACGGCAACUUCAACAACAGUUACUCCUUGCGAAGUGGGGAUUUCCCUCCAGGGGAUGGGGCCCCCGAGCCACCUCGAGGCCGGAACCUGGCCGACGCUGCUGCCUUCGAGAAGAUGAUCAUCUCGGAGCUGGUGCACAACAACCUGCGGGGUGGCAGCAGCGGAGCCAAGGGCCCUCCACCGCCUGAGCCCCCCGUGCCGCCCGUGCCAGGGGGCAGCGGUGAGGAAGAGGCAGGUGGGCCCGGGGGUGCUGACCGGGCAGAGAUCGAACUUCUCUACAAGGCCCUGGAGGAGCCACUACUGCUGCCCCGGGCCCAGUCGGUGCUGUACCAGAGCGAUCUGGACGAGUCGGAGAGCUGCACGGCGGAGGACGGGGCCACCAGCAGGCCCCUCUCCUCCCCUCCAGGCCGGGACUCCCUCUACGCCAGCGGGGCCAACCUGCGGGACUCGCCCUCCUACCCGGACAGCAGCCCCGAGGGGCCUAGUGAGGCCCUGCCCCCACCCCCACCUGCACCCCCUGGCCCCCCUGAAAUCUACUACACCUCGCGCCCACCGGCCCUGGUGGCCCGGAACCCCCUGCAGGGCUACUACCAGGUGCGGCGGCCCAGCCAUGAGGGCUACCUGGCGGCCCCAGGCCUUGAGGGGCCAGGGCCCGAUGGGGAUGGGCAGAUGCAACUGGUUACCAGUCUCUGAGGGACCUCACGGACCAGGGGCUGGUGGCCCAGGCCAGGAAGGGAACCCUGGGUGGGGCUCUGGUGGGAGAGGGAGGCUGAUGGAGGCAGUGGCUGAUGGGCCACUCUCUGCAGGAGCCCCUCAGCCAUGGGCCCUCCAGGGCUCUGCUGUGAGGGCCCGAGGUGCAGGGUUCACAGACAGGGUUUCCCACCAGCCAUGUGCACCAGCUCAAUUUGGGGGAAGUGCAGUAAGGAGCCAAGAGGUCCCCAGGGGAGUGAGGAAGGAGAAAUUGGAAGGGUGCAGCCCACUCUUGACUUCCCCCUCCCUCCCUACUCUUCCUCCUCCCUGGAGGGAAAUGAGGGCUCUGGAUUCCUUGGGCCAGAGGCCCUGCUGGAUAGAACCUGUCAGCUGCUCCUCUCUUUGCAGCCAGAAGUGCUGCCAGCUGCACCGGGAUGGAGCAGCAGGGGCAGGACAGAUGGACAGGUUCCUCUGCACUACAGUUCCCUGCUCCAUGGAGACUGGGGCCUCUGGCCCAGGAGAGAGCCCUAGAGGGGCAGAAAGCCCCAGGGCAAGAGGAAUGGGCAGUUGUGGCUGGUGGUUUAAAGGUGGAACUUUCUCCGAAGCUCCUUCUCUCUGCUCUUUCGUCCCUGCCUUCCCAGCAAGCUGCCCCUUCAGCCCUCCUUGAGUGCACCCAAUGACCCCCUCCCUUGGGGUGACUCCUGAUGAAGCACAACUCCCCACAGGGCCCCCAGCCCACAGGGGUGGCCAUAUUUGAGCAGUUCCCAGUCCUGUGGGCUUGGCUAUCUGGGGAGCAGAUUUUGGGUCUGGAUCUCCCUGGGGAGUGGGUCCUGGGCUUGGAUCUUUCCCUAGGGGGCCCUCUUACCCCUUCCUCUCCUCUCCUCCUCCCCCAUUGCUGUAAAUAUUUCAAUGAAAUGGAAAAGAAAAAAAAAGACAAAAAAAAGAAAGAAAAUCUCAUCACUUGAAGCCACCGGGAGCCUGCAGCCCGGCCAGCCCGGGAUUUCUCCGGAGCAGAGCUGCGCCGCCGGGCCCUGGAAGCCAGGACUUCUCCAUGUAUUUGUGCAUCCCCAGCCGGGGUGGGCGGGCCGCCAGAGCAGCUUUUUACAAUCCAGAGACAGAAAACAAAAUCUAGAAGCAACAUCGAAACAAAGAACCCGUUUCCUUCCCGGCACCCGUUUCUGUCGCCUCCUUCCCUGCUUUGCCUCUCCCUGGCAUCAGUCAGCCCUCCUGGGGCGUGUACCUCACUGCCUGCCCCAGGACUUGGGGCCUGUCUCCCCCUCCCCUCCCCACUGGCCCGGGGGAGGCACCCUCACACCCAAAGAUGCUUUUGCCAAGAUGGCUGCGCUGUCCCUUUGAGUUCCUGCUUCUUUGUAUACUGCUUCUGGGACUCUCGGCCUGGGAAGGGGUUAAUUUCCCACCUAGAGAGGUUGACAGGGAAAGGAAAAUGACAGCGGGGUUUGAUGGUGGUGGGUAUUAACUGAGAAGGGAGGGCUGGCAGUGGGAGGUGAUCUCUACCCUACACACUCCUGCAUGGGAGGCAAAGCCAGUACCAGGGUCUGGCUAGAGUCAAGACACCUAUGUUCUGAGGGCUCAACCCCAAACCUGCAGAUGUCAGAAGCUCCAGGCUUGGGAUGUCACCUGAGUACCUCUCCCAGCCCCCUCCUCUUCAGUCUGUCACCAUGGCCUUCCCAGCAACCAUCCUAACUCUUUGGGGAACAGCAUAGUCCCAUUGCCAUACUAGCCCAGCCUUGUCAUUGUCAUUUCCCCAGUGGUGGUGGUCCUCCACCUCUGCUCUGAUCCCUCAUCUCUUUUGCCCCUCUUUUCUCACAAGUGCCAUGAGUUUUCAAACAUCUUCGGGUCUUAGCCUGCUGCUGCCAUGAACUUCUUUGGGUUAAGGAGGAGGGAUUCUAGGGAGGAACUAGGAGGAGGGGACAGAUAGGUGGCUGGAGGGACCCUUUUUGCUGCUAGAAAGCCCCUCCCUUCUCCUGGGGAGCUGGGGCUUGCUUGUCCCCAUCAGUUAGGGGAGAAGGGGUCAAACCAAAGAUGGUGGUUUGUCCCACACAGGGGGACAGGUGUGGAGAGAAGGUAAGGUUGCGUUCCACCUGUUUUUUCCUGGUAGGGCGGCUUAACCCCUUUUUUAUAAGACCAUGGGUGAAUCUGGACAGGGAGGUCAAGUAAGGAAGGGAACGGUCUUGCCCAGAUGGCUCUGUGAGGGCAGGAGACAGCUCCAUGGCUUUCUUGGGCUUCGCUAGGCCAGACACUCCUCUAUGGGGAGGGGUGGCUAGAGAUCUAAGAAGAGCUGGUAGGAGACAAGGAUAGAUGAAGGACUAGGCCUGGCCCAGGUAUCAGCCCAGCUGGAGUCAGAGACUGCCUCUGCAGAGACUGCAGGGUGAGAGAGUUCCCUGGGGAACUGGACGCAAGCAAGGAGUCCCACUUCCUCUCCUCUGCCCAGUCCUCCUUUCAUCUCUCCAGACUCCGACAAUCAAGGGGGAGAGGGUGCAGCAGGUCCCUUGGUUCCCAAUCCAGCCAGAAUCACCAAUAUGGGUUCCCAGGCCUCAGAGUUGUAUGGCAGGGCCCCUGGUAGGACUGGACAUCACUACAGUCCAGUAUAAAGCUACCCCGGGAGCCCAGGUAUCCCCCCACCCCAACCAGACCUGGUGCCUUGAUGCCCCCACCCCAGCUGGGACGGUAUAGAGAAGGAAGGGUCUUGGUUUCCUCUCCUACUCCCUUCCUUAGGCUCCUGAAUUCAUUUGCUUUUGAAUCUUAUUAUUUUUCUGGGUUUUUUUGUUUUGUUUUGUUUUGUUUUUUGGUUUUGGUUUUCCUUGCCUUCUUUUUUCUCUGUCUCCACCUCUUUCCCUAUGUCUUUCUCGUCGUCUCUUGUGUUUCUCUUCUCUCACCCUCAAUUUCUAUGUCCAUUCCGGGCCUCCUCCCCCUUCUCCCAUUCCCCUGGUCCCUCCUUGGUCUCCUUUUCGAUAUGCCAAACCAAUUUUGGGUCGAGUGCAUUUAACGAGAACAAAACAAAAGGCUCAUUAACAACAAGAUCGUUUCAGAAAAAAAAAAAAGUUUUAAAAAAUUGUUGAGUCAAAAAAAAAUCAAUAAAGAAAUUAAGAUUUCUUGGAAUGAUAA
This is a messenger RNA of Phacochoerus africanus (Common warthog), 8639 nucleotides long. It is a transcript of the gene ADGRL1, whose product is annotated as adhesion G protein-coupled receptor L1. The record is from RefSeq and is a predicted model, not a curated record. Bases 1422 to 5516 code for a protein of 1364 amino acids. The transcript has 20 exons. Gene Ontology annotation, cellular component: axon; presynaptic membrane; postsynaptic density. Lineage: Eukaryota; Metazoa; Chordata; Mammalia; Artiodactyla; Suidae. Gene Ontology annotation, molecular function: G protein-coupled receptor activity; latrotoxin receptor activity; carbohydrate binding. Gene Ontology annotation, biological process: adenylate cyclase-activating G protein-coupled receptor signaling pathway; cell surface receptor signaling pathway; heterophilic cell-cell adhesion.